AUGAAGGGUGGCAUCCUCGACGGCUAUCAGCCGCAUCCCGCCGCGCCACGCACCACGCGUACCCGGAGAUCUUACCUCAACCUGUUUACCGCCCUGGCUGUUGCCGCCUUGUAUGCGCGCCUCUUCUAUACCCGUCACAGCCACGCCCACAAGGUUGCCCGCGUGCAGAAAUGCUCCAUUUCCAACCUGCAUGCCGACCUUUCCUUUUUGGAUGUCUCACCUAUCGCCGCCGAUGAGUUCAUCGCACGCCGCGAUAACCUCGCGAAGGCGCUUCAUGCCGAAGGAGUAGAUGCCUUUGUCCUCGAGCCGGGCUACACCUUCCAGUACUACGGCAACAUCAGCCAGCAAGACUGGGAGCCAUGGGAGCCGGAAGAGCGGCCGAUGCUGAUGAUCGUGGAGCCCGUCCGCAACUCGACGACGGGCGCCAUCGUCGCCAAGACGUCGUUCCUCUCGCCCGCCUUCGAGGAGGGCCGCGUGCGCAUGCUGGGCAUCCCCGCCGCCGAGUCGGCCGACGACCUCGUCAUCGUGCCGUGGGAGGAGCACUGGAACCCCUACCGCACCCUGCGCGAGAGCCACCUGUUCGCCGACCGCCCCGGGGACGUCACGCUCAUGGUCGACGAGGAGAUGCGCGACUACAUCGUGCGCGGCCUGCGCGCCAACGGCUUCGAGACGCUGGGCUUGGCCGGCGAGGUCGAGGCCGUCCGCCAGAUCAAGACGCCCGCCGAGAUCGAGCUGCUCAGGGCCGUCAACACGGGGACCGUGGAGGCGGUGAGGGCGAUGAGGCCUUGCCUUGUCCCCGGAUUGAUCGAAGAUGAGGUCAUGGAAAUCCUGGACAACUCGUUGCUGUCCGUUGGCUUUUCGCUUUUCUUUGACAUCGUGCUGUUCGAGGAGAACGGCGCCCUGCCGCACGGUGGUUUCGUGACCGGCGGGAAGGUCCUGAAAGAAGACUCCGUCGUCCUUAUUGACGUCGGAGCCCACUACCUCGGAUACUCUUCCGACAUCUGCCGCAGCUUCUUCAUUCCCACUUGGAAAGAAUGGUCGCUCUGGGAGAAGGCCAUGUCCAUCGUGACCUUCUCCAAGCCCUGUUCGUCCUCGGUAAAGACCGACUCUGAUUUGUACGCCGAAAAACUGAAGGUGUGGGAUAUCGUGCUCGAGGCUCAGACCGAGUCCUCCAAGAUGUUCAAGCCCAACAACAGCGCCGCCAGCGUCGACAUUGCGGCGAGGAAGGUCAUCUCUGAUGCCGGCUACGGCGAGAUGUUCACCCAUCGUGUGGGCCAUGGCAUUGGUAUCAAGGCUCAUGAGUCUCCUUAUCUCAACAAGGGCAACCACGAGGUCCUUCUGAGACCCGGCAUGACUUUCACGUCGGAACCUGGCAUUUACAUGCUAAACAAGUUCGGUGUCAGGCAUGAGGACAUCUACGCCGUCACUGCGGACGGAGAGGCUGAACUGCUUACUGGAAAGCGUGCGGUCAGCCCUUGGGAACCCUGA
Molecule: messenger RNA, 1488 nt
Organism: Diplodia corticola
Lineage: Eukaryota; Fungi; Ascomycota; Dothideomycetes; Botryosphaeriales; Botryosphaeriaceae
Product: xaa-pro dipeptidase
Exons: 6
Coding region: 1-1488 (495 amino acids)
Source: RefSeq, a predicted model, not a curated record